Lineus longissimus is the source of this 3316-nucleotide messenger RNA. RefSeq names its product delta and Notch-like epidermal growth factor-related receptor. The transcript is spliced from 13 exons. Bases 203 to 1885 code for a protein of 560 amino acids. The record is from RefSeq and is a predicted model, not a curated record. Gene Ontology annotation, molecular function: calcium ion binding. NCBI's taxonomy places the organism in Eukaryota, Metazoa, Nemertea, Pilidiophora, Heteronemertea, Lineidae.
GUAAAUUCUACAUCGGACCGGGAGAUCGAGGUCGCGCGCUACCGAAGCUUAUUUUGCAGACAUGUGAAAUUUGCGCUUGUCAAAAGCCUCAUUUAUGACGAGUUCAUGCGGAUAAUUUUAGACAGGAUAGCAGAAUCUGUUGAUAUCAAGGAUAAUCUUCGAUUCUCCGCAGCACCGUUCCGUGGCUGCGACUGAUAUCGCCAUGAUGUUACGCCCCUUAUCUGUCACAUCCAUACUCAUCAUAGGGAUUAUACAUCACGGACUCGGCACAGACGACACAAACUUUACUCUGUGUGACGUGCCACCUGUUGGUGAAGUAUGGGAGUUUCAUCGGACAGAACCGCUAGAAAUAGAAUGGGGCUAUGGCAAGAUGACAUGUAACACUGCCACCAGUUGCUUCCACCUGAAUGUCUCCAAGGAGAUCCUAAUGGUGCCUCAGAUCAUGCCCGUCGUGGUACAACAGGGAACAAAAAUAAGUUUUAUGGUGAGCCCGAGCAUGAGUGUUGGGUUUUCCAUGACCCCCUACAUGGUCACAGAGGAGGGAUUCAGAGAAUGCAGCUUCAGUAAGGGACGCCCCUUGGUGGAAACUGACGUUACUAGUAUAGAAAUCGAGGAUUACCAUCUCAGCGUGGGACAGAAUUACUUCAUUGCCAAAACCAAUGACAGUUUGUUCCAGUGUCGACUGGGACUACGACUCAAUGUCACCGUCAAACCCAACCACUGCUCACCGUCAGAUAUAGUAGACAACUGCAACAAUAGGGGGCACUGUGUGACACAGUUACAUGAUAAAACGUACACUUGCUCAUGUUGUCCCGGGGCUAGGGGGCGCUACUGUGAGGAUACUGACGCAUGUUACAGUGCGCCCUGUUUGAAUGGAGCAACAUGUACCAAUAACGGGACAGACUACAGCUGCUCAUGCAUUCUGGGUUAUACUGGCGACCAUUGUGAAGAAAAGUUAGAGAAUCUCUGCGAUCUAAAUCCCUGCAAGAAUCAAGGAACAUGCAUCGGUAACGACACGAGCUACAUAUGCAAGUGUCCACCUGGAUUUCAGGGUCUAACCUGUGAGGAGGACAUCAACGAGUGUGCGUCAAACCCAUGCAGUGUCCACGGACUGUGUAAGGACCUCGUCAAUGGGUUUCAGUGUUACUGUUUGCCUGGAACUGGAGGUGAGCGCUGUGAGGUCGACUACGAUGAAUGCGUAUCAUCGCCUUGCAAGAAUCAUGGGAAAUGUGUCGACAAACUCAACAGCUGGGAAUGCCAGUGUGGAAGAGGGUACACUGGUAGCGAUUGUUCUGUAAAGGUUGACCUGUGUAAGCCGAAUCCCUGUGCAGCUAACGCAACCUGUGUAGACCGUGGGAACACACACCAGUGCCUCUGUCAGCCGGGCUUUAGUGGUAAAAUGUGUGACGUGGACAUCAAUGAGUGCCUGUCGCAUCCGUGUCUGUACGGCGCCACGUGCCAGGACAUCGUCGACGGCUACGUCUGCCACUGUGCUGCCCCCUAUGUUGGCAGGAAUUGUCACCGGCAUUCAAUACCAAACAAGAUUCCUACGCCAGCCGAUGACAGUCACUUCCAUCUACCCGCGCUCCAUUCCACGCACUACCACCUCCACAACCUCUACAUCAUCAUGGGCACGCUAGGUGGCGCCCUACUCAUCGCAUUACUUGUCCUCCUCGGAUGCUAUUGCCGGCUAUAUCGCACAUAUGAGCUCCUGGACUGGAGGAAGCUGAAGUACCAGCGUUAUAAGGAUGAGAAAAUCGACAUCAGCAGCGUGACAUGCCCCCGCCCGUCCGUGGACGCCAUCUAUGAAGCUACAACGAUCAACUAUGGUGACAACUCCAUGAAUACGCCGGUACCAGUUUCACUCAAGCCGAAGAAAGUAUGAUCUGAAUAUCCAUGUUCAAGGUUUUGUUUCAUGAUGCUCAUUAUACUGGUUCAGGGCAGGUCAGGGCUGGGAUUUCUAUUGUACCUGAAGCGCAUUGCCGCCAUAUUGGACUGGAAACGUGACCAUGGACAGCAAAAUGAUGGCCUGACGUGAGUGCCACACCACUCACGUGCUUCUAUAAUCAAUGCUGCGUGGUAAUGUAUAUGAUGUCACAGAGCACAGUGCCAAUGAACGAUCACCGUCAUCAUCUUGCCAUCCAUGCGCGUUCCCUCUGGAGUCACUGCGUUGUUGUCAAAGUGAACUAGAAGUCAGCUGCAGCUUCUGUCACUGGGCUGUCUUUGAUUAUACAGAUUCAGGGUAUUUUCCUGAGAGGAUCAAUUUUCAGCAGUAUUUGGUGGUUGGCUAGCAUGAGAACCAGUGUUCAGAAGAACUCUCUUGUAAAUAGCUUUUUCCUUCAUGUAGGCCUGAUAUGAUGUCUUCUCGUGGAUGGUCAUCUUUGUAUCUGUGGAGUCGUAGACUAAACAUGCGCAUAUGUUGUAUAGGUUUGAAAAUUGGUGGUUGUCAUAUAAUUGGAUGUCAUGAAUCACCUGAAAUCCAUACCAAGCCAUCUGAUAUACUCAAAUUCAUCUCCAAAAUGCCACAAGUACUCGGUGAGGCAUUGGCCGUUCCAAUCACAGCUCUCUCAAUUGAUUAGACUACAAGUUAAAGAAGAACAGAAAGGACACCAUCCUCACCACAAAGCUAUGUGGCUCUGUGCUUGGACUCUCCAGGACAGAUUGGACAGACUGUCUACAGUUACAAUCCUGAACCAGAAGAAGAAGAAGCCGGAAACUAUAAGUGAAAAGAUUCUCCACUUUUAGUUAUCUUCAGCUUUAUAAUUCACUAGGCAAAAAUAUACGGAACAAGCCUCUUGUUUGGUGAACUUUUUCAUUGCGUCAAAAUUAGUUGAGGGCAGUGACAAGAUACAUAAAAUCAACUUCAUUAGCCUUAGCUGUAGCAUAAUUUUAUAUAGUGCUCACAAAAGAAUUGUAAAUAUUCAUGUAAAUUGUAGUGUUAGAACUUUGUAAUAUACAUGUAUCCAAUAAAAUUGUACAAAGUUUGAAUGAGAGGUUUCUAACUGUUAAACAAUAUCAUGUGCUUCUUGCUCUUGUUUCCAGUAUUCGGAGUUAAGUUCACUUCUCUCUAGUGUCAUAAGUUGUUACGAUGGGAUUGAUGUUUGAUAUCAGUUAGGAUUUGUUAAAGAAAUUCAUGUAAAAUGAGGUUAGGAAGACGUACGCACAGCCACAGAAAUUUGUCCCUUGGAGUGAGAGGCAGUCAACUAUAAUGCCAGUCUCAAUCGUAUCAGAUUUAUCUUUGUAUAAUUAUCCUCCUUCUGUAUAAGUUGCAAAAGGUGUAUUUAAUUGAUGUAUUAAAGUUAUGUAUUUUACUAAA